AUGAAUGUAUCUGAACUCGAAUCAUGCACAAAACUGGGCGAACCUGUACGCAACAAGCGGCGGCCGGCAUUGGCUUGCUUGCACUGUCGCAAGAGGAAAAUAAAGUGUGACCGUCAGACGCCCUGUUUAUCGUGCACAAAGGCAAACGAAACCUGUAUCUACGUCUAUGACAGCAGACGCACACCCACUACCGCCCCAUUCGAUGCUUCUGAAAUUCAAGUAUCUGUUUUCGAACAAACACCAAGGCGAGAGCUUAUUCGUGCCAUGGCGAGCCCCAAGUCCCCCGCGAAAUAUGACCCUUCGGUGGAAGAGUCCAGUGGCGGCACCUCCGGUUCACCGAGUAUUUCUGCUUCUAGUAAAUACUCUCUGCCACUCCAGGCAUCUGAAUCGGCUUCUGUAUUCCCGAUGGAACCUGGGCUGGAUCCCACAACAAUAUUGGAAGACAUUAUAGUACCAAGUAUCUCUCCGGCCCCUUAUACAUAUCCUAUCCCCUUAACGAAUACACCCGUGUCUGGUGUAUUCUAUAAAAGUAGAUACUAUGGGGAGAGCCAUUGGCUCAACUUCCUUCACCUCUCCCCCGAAGUGUGUUCGGCGAUCCAGACCCACGAGAGCAGGUAUAAUGAACCAGACCACAUAACCUUUGCGAAAUGCAAAUCGUUGAGUAGGAAUAUAAAAGCGAAUGAGAUUCUUGUGGCCCAUACUCUCAUUUCCAUCGGCUCGGUCCGAGAUCUGGUGCCCACUAAAACCGCUUCCACGCGUCUAGUGCAGGCGUAUAUUCGGACAUUCCAAACGGUCUUCGGGAUAUUGCAUAUUCCUUCAUUUAACGAAGAAUAUAAGGUCUUUUGGGACGAUUCUACAUACAACAACGAGGUAUUCGACAUAACACUUCUUCUCGUCAUGUAUAUUGGUUCUACCUUCUGUCCGAGUGAGACUGGUGUCACCCAUUCGAUGAUUGAUCGGUGGGUUCCGUAUAUCUUGUCGCGGUUAAGUACGUCUCAAGCCAGAAUAGGAUCUGACUUCGACAACCUCCGCAUACACACAUUACUACUACUAGCUCGCCAGACAAGGCGGUUCAGUUGUAAUGUACCGUGGCUAUCUAGCGGAUUCUUACUUCGAAUGGCCAUGCAGAUGGGCCUCCAUAUUGAUCCCGAAAACCAACCAAUACCUGUCGUGCUGUGUUCAGAGGUGGAACCGCGUCGACGACUAUGGGCUGCAAUUAUAGAACUGGAGGUGCAAUCUAGCUUGGACUACGGCCAUAUCCCGUGUAUCAACAGUGGGGAUUAUGACUGCCUGCCUCCAUCAAACAUUGACGACUCAACCUUUGCUGGAAACACAACAGCUGGCAUGCCCCAACCGUUAAACUUGUUGACCCAGACGUCUUUCCAGAUAUUAUUGAUGAUGACGAUGCCUAUCCGGUUGAAAAUAGUCAAGUUUGUCAAUGAUUUCCGAGCCGAGAAGUCGUUUGAAAAGGCCUUGGGCCUCGGCUCAGAGAUUUCGGCUACGUCGGACAAAUGCUUCGCCAUCAUAGAGGAUUAUCGCAUGAGCAGCCGACCUCCCACGGUAUUCCAAACUAAGAUGUUUGAACUCUUGGUAAAACGAUUUUUCAUGGCUCUUCAUCAUCCAUUUGCGACGAGGUCGAAUUAUGGUACGCACUACCAUUUUUCGCGCAAGCUAUGCCUUGACACAUCAGUUGCUCUAUUAUCAGGGGCUGUAGAGUCGACCAACGAUCACUUCUACCACAUCUCUUUAUAUGGGACAGGUUUAUAUUGCAACACAUAUACCCAAGCUGCACUCUACUUGGGCAGUGAGCUCGUGAAUACUUGUCAAAUGCAAGACGAUUGGUUAUUUACAGCUGCGACACAUGACGAAAUGCGAAAGGCCAUCGAUAGGUACCUCGAAUUGAGACUCGCACGACUUAAGGCUUGCGAUAGGGGUUUUAAAUAUUAUGUGUUUGUGUCAUGUCUCCUAGCCCAGGCUGAGGCGAAGCAGAUGGGCAGAUCCGAAGAGCUGGAGGUACAAAUGGCCUUGAAAAGGAGUCUCGAGAUGUGUUAUUCGACGCUUCAGACACAUACCCACAGCCAUGAGAUCAUCGAUUGGGAAAUGCUGGACGUGCACGCCAGUUUCGUUCAAACAGACGAGUUAUCAGAAAUUCCUCCAUGGGAUAAUGUAUUAGGUAUAUAGGCGCCCUGCCUUUGAAUACCGAUAGUUAGAGAAUGAAUAGACAAAAAUAACAUCCUUCAUUGAACAAAU
This is a messenger RNA of Hypoxylon trugodes, 2250 nucleotides long. RefSeq names its product fungal-specific transcription factor domain-containing protein. Lineage: Eukaryota; Fungi; Ascomycota; Sordariomycetes; Xylariales; Hypoxylaceae. The transcript is spliced from 3 exons. The record is from RefSeq and is a predicted model, not a curated record. Gene Ontology annotation, biological process: regulation of transcription by RNA polymerase II; DNA-templated transcription. Bases 1 to 2181 code for a protein of 726 amino acids. Gene Ontology annotation, molecular function: DNA-binding transcription activator activity, RNA polymerase II-specific; RNA polymerase II cis-regulatory region sequence-specific DNA binding; zinc ion binding. Gene Ontology annotation, cellular component: nucleus.